Messenger RNA from Echinostoma caproni, 1110 nucleotides. The record is from the annotation of a GenBank genome assembly. Lineage: Eukaryota; Metazoa; Platyhelminthes; Trematoda; Plagiorchiida; Echinostomatidae.
AUGGCACUUAACCACACGUUCAUCGAUACCCCAUAUGACUUGCUUAUCGACUGUGCUCACGUACGUGAUGGUUAUCCUAAUGCCAGUCUAGCCUUGUGUGUUAUCUCUAGUAUCCUGGGUGCACUUUGUGCCUACUUUUUGCCCCUCGUGUGCACUUGCGGCCUGUUCGGGAACAUAUUGACCACAGUCCUAUUCCUUCGGGCACUUCGUCGACCCACACGUCAAAUGAUAUAUCUAGCUUGUUUAGCUUCCGCGGAUGCGACCACUCAAUUCCUAUUCGGUUGGUUAUGGUUGUUCCCAGCCAAAGGAUUGCCUUUUGCCACAAACGGACGCGUCUAUUUCUUUCUAUGGGAGCAAUCGACUGCCCUGUGCCAAUUUCAUCGAUUCGCCUACUCGUUCACAUCCACUCUGAGCGCAAAUAUUUUGCUCUUGGCUGCCCUGGAUCGCUAUUUCUCAAUCAAUUGGCCAUUGAAAUUUGUCAGCGUACCACUGAUCUAUGCAUGGUACGCGAUCGGUGUGGUUGUACUCCUCAGUGCCCUAAUGAUGCUUCCGUUCGCAGUGCUAACGCAAUGGAAAAUCACCUCGGGCAAAUUGACCUGUUGGAUUGAUUCGGAUCAAUAUUUUCUCCAAGCUUAUCAUGUCCUAUUUUCAAACGCUUGUCUAGUCCAACCUAUGUGCACCGGACUGUUGAACAUACUAUUCCUCAUUCGUAUUCGUCGAAUGCUUCGUCCCGGCUCUUCUUCGGAUGCGCAGGAUAGUAUCGAACAGCGGGAAUACUCCGCCACAAUCACAUUGCUAAUCCUAUCUGCGGUCACAUUGUCCACUGCCUUCCCGCAAAGUAUUGCCUAUUUGGUCGCGUUCUUUCUCUAUCUGGCCAGUCCGCAUCACAGUCUCUCACGAGUCCCCGUCCGAUUGGCUUUCAAUAUUGCGGAUAUCGCAUGGAAUGUGAUAUUCAUUCAAACCACAUGCAAUAUUGUCAUCUAUUUUUCACGAAUCAAACGAUUUCGUCGUAUUAUAAUCAAUUCACUCUUGUGUCGGAAAACCGGAUUGAACAGACCUUCUAAAAAUCUAACCUCGGCAAACUAUUGUACCGAUACGCGUCAAGAUUAA